Balaenoptera acutorostrata (minke whale) is the source of this 8810-nucleotide messenger RNA. It is a transcript of the gene ATRN, whose product is annotated as attractin. NCBI's taxonomy places the organism in Eukaryota, Metazoa, Chordata, Mammalia, Artiodactyla, Balaenopteridae. The record is from RefSeq and is a predicted model, not a curated record. The transcript has 29 exons. Gene Ontology annotation, cellular component: Golgi apparatus. The coding region runs from base 174 to 4643 and encodes 1489 amino acids. Gene Ontology annotation, molecular function: protein binding.
ACAGCCCCGCCCCGCACGGCCAGGCGAAGGAGAGCCGGUCGUGCCCUGUGGUGUGCGCGGGUGCGCGCGCGCGCGCGCGUGUGUGUGUUUGUGUGUGUGUGUGUGUGUGUGUGUGUGUGUGUGUGUGUGUGUGUGUGUAUGUGUUCGUGGGGCACCGUCUCAGCCCCGGGAAGAUGGUGGCGGCGGCGGCGGCGACUGAGGCGAGGCUGAGGAGGAGGACGGUGGCGACGCCAGCGCCCGGGAGCAGGAACAGCAGGCCGUGCCGGGACUGGGACGCGACCAGGGCUGGGAGGCCAGGGCUGGGGACCCGGCUGCGCCUCCCACGGCGGAGGCGGCGGCGGCUGCUGCUGUUGCUGCUGCUCCCGCCGCUGCUGCUGCUUCCCUGGGCGGCUGAGGCCGCGGCGGCAGCGACGGCGGUAUCGGGCUCAGCCGCAGCCGAGGCCAAGGAAUGCGACCGGCCCUGUGUCAACGGCGGCCGCUGCAAUCCUGGCACUGGCCAGUGUGUCUGCCCCGCCGGCUGGGUGGGCGAGCAAUGCCAGCACUGCGGGGGCCGCUUCAGACUAACUGGAUCUUCUGGGUUUAUAACAGAUGGACCUGGAAAUUAUAAAUAUAAAACAAAGUGCACAUGGCUCAUUGAAGGACAGCCAAAUAGAAUAAUGAGGCUUCGUUUCAAUCAUUUUGCUACAGAGUGUAGUUGGGACCAUUUAUAUGUUUAUGAUGGGGACUCAAUUUACGCACCCCUAGUUGCUGCCUUUAGCGGCCUCAUUGUUCCUGAGAGAGAUGGCAACGAGACUGUCCCAGAGGUCGUUGCCACAUCAGGUUAUGCCCUGCUGCAUUUUUUUAGUGAUGCUGCUUAUAAUUUGACUGGAUUUAAUAUCACUUACAAUUUUGACAUGUGUCCGAAUAAUUGCUCAGACCGAGGAGAAUGUAAGAUCAGUAAUAACAGCAACACUGUUCAAUGUGAAUGUUCUGAAAACUGGAAAGGUGAAGCAUGUGACAUCCCUCACUGUGUAAAUAACUGUGGUUUUCCUCAUCGAGGCAUCUGCAAUUCAAGUGAUGUCAGAGGAUGCUCCUGCUUCUCAGAGUGGCAGGGUCCUGGAUGUUUAGUUCCUGUACCAGCUAACCAGUCAUUUUGGACACGAGAGGAAUAUUCUAACCUAAAGCUCCCCAGAGCCUCUCACAAAGCUGUGGUCAAUGGAAAUAUAAUGUGGGUUGUUGGAGGAUAUAUGUUCAACCACUCAGAUUACAACAUGGUUCUAGCGUAUGACCUUGCUUCUAGGGAGUGGCUUGCGCUGAACCGUUCUGUGAACAAUGUGGUUGCUAGAUAUGGUCAUUCUUUAGCAUUAUACAAGGAUAAAAUUUACAUGUAUGGAGGAAAAAUUGAUUCAACAGGGAAUGUGACCAACGAGUUGAGAGUGUUUCAUAUUCAUAAUGAAUCAUGGGUAUUGUUGUCCCCUAAAGCAAAGGAGCAGUAUGCAGUGGUUGGGCACUCAGCACACAUUGUCACAUUGAAAACUGGCCGAGUGGUCAUGCUGAUUAUCUUUGGUCACUGCCCUCUCUAUGGAUAUAUUAGCAAUGUGCAGGAGUAUGACUUGGGUGAGAACACAUGGAGUAUAUUACAUACCCAGGGUGCCCUUGUCCAAGGGGGCUAUGGCCAUAGCAGUGUCUAUGACCACAGGACCAGGUCCCUGUAUAUUCAUGGAGGCUACAAGGCUUUCAGUGCCAAUAAAUACCGGCUUGCAGAUGAUCUCUACAGAUACAAUGUGGACACCCAGAUGUGGACUAUUCUUAAGGACAGCCGAUUUUUCCGUUACUUGCACACAGCUGUGAUAGUGAGUGGAACCAUGCUGGUGUUUGGAGGAAACACACACAAUGACACAUCCAUGAGCCAUGGAGCCAAAUGCUUCUCUUCAGAUUUCAUGGCUUACGACAUUGCUUGUGACCGAUGGUCAGUGCUUCCCAGACCUGAUCUCCACCAUGAUGUCAACAGAUUUGGCCAUUCAGCAGUCUUAUACAACAGCACCAUGUAUGUAUUUGGUGGUUUCAAUAGUCUCCUCCUCAGUGACAUCCUGGUAUUUACUUCAGAACAGUGUGAAGCACACCAGAGUGAAGCUGCUUGUCUAGCAGCAGGACCUGGCAUCCGGUGUGUGUGGGACGCAGGGUCAUCUCAGUGUGUCUCCUGGGAGUUGGCGACUGAAGCACAAGAAGAAAAGUUAAAAUCAGAGUGUUUUUCUAACAGAACACUUGACCAUGACAGAUGUGACCAGCACACGGAUUGUUACAGCUGCACGGCCAACACAAAUGACUGCCACUGGUGCCAUGACCAUUGUGUCCCUAUGAACCACAGCUGCACAGAAGGCCAGAUCUCCAUUUCCAGGUAUGAUCAUUGCCCCAAGGAUAACCCCAUGUACUACUGUAACAAGAAGACCAGCUGCAGGAGCUGUGCCCUGGACCAGAACUGCCAGUGGGAGCCCCGGAAUCAGGAGUGCAUCGCCCUGCCUGAAAAUAUCUGUGGCAUUGGCUGGCAUUUGGUUGGAAACUCAUGUUUGAAAAUUACUACUGCCAAAGAGAAUUAUGACAAUGCAAAAUUGUCCUGUAGGAACCACAAUGCCUUUUUGGCUUCUCUUACAACCCAGAAGAAGGUGGAAUUUGUCCUUAAGCAGCUGCGAAUCAUGCAGUCAUCACAGAGCAUGUCCAAGCUCACCUUAACCCCGUGGGUUGGCCUUCGGAAGAUCAACGUGUCCUACUGGUGCUGGGAAGAUAUGUCCCCAUUCACAAAUAGUUUGCUACAGUGGAUGCCAUCUGAGCCCAGUGAUGCUGGAUUCUGUGGAAUUUUGUCUGAACCCAGUACUUGGGGCUUAAAGGCUGCAACCUGCAUCAACCCACUCAAUGGUAGUGUCUGUGAAAGACCUGCGAACCACAGUGCCAAGCAGUGCCGGACACCGUGUGCCUUGCGGACAGCAUGUGGGGAGUGUACCAGCGGCAGCUCCGAGUGCAUGUGGUGCAGCAACAUGAAGCAGUGCGUGGACUCCAAUGCCUACGUGGCCUCCUUCCCUUUUGGCCAGUGUAUGGAGUGGUAUACCAUGAGCUGCCCCCCUGAAAAUUGUUCAGGCUACUGUACCUGUAGUCACUGCUUGGAGCAACCAGGCUGUGGCUGGUGUACUGAUCCCAGCAAUACUGGCAAAGGGAAAUGCACAGAGGGCUCCUAUAAAGGACCAGUGAAAAUGCCUUCUCAGCCCCCUACAGGAAAUUCCUAUCCACAACCCCUUCUCAAUUCCAGCAUGUGUCUGGAGGACAGCAGAUACAACUGGUCUUUCAUUCAUUGUCCAGCUUGCCAGUGCAAUGGCCACAGCAGAUGCAUUAAUCAGAGUAUCUGUGAGAAGUGUGAGAACCUGACCACGGGCAAGCAUUGUGAGACCUGCAUAUCUGGCUUCUAUGGUGAUCCGACCAAUGGGGGAAAAUGUCAACCAUGCAAGUGCAAUGGGCACGCGUCGCUGUGCAAUACCAACACGGGCAAGUGCUUCUGCACCACCAAGGGUGUCAAGGGGGACGAGUGCCAGCUAUGUGAAGUAGAAAAUCGAUACCAAGGAAACCCUCUCAAAGGAACAUGUUAUUAUACUCUUCUUAUUGACUAUCAGUUCACCUUUAGCCUAUCCCAGGAAGAUGACCGCUAUUACACAGCCAUCAAUUUUGUGGCUACACCUGAUGAACAAAAUAGGGAUUUGGACAUGUUCAUCAAUGCCUCCAAAAACUUCAACCUCAACAUCACCUGGGCUGCCAGCUUCUCAGCUGGAACCCAGGCUGGAGAAGAGAUGCCUGUUGUUUCAAAAACAAACAUUAAGGAGUACAAAGAUAGUUUCUCUAAUGAGAAGUUUGAUUUUCGCAACCACCCAAAUAUCACUUUCUUUGUUUAUGUCAGUAAUUUCACCUGGCCCAUCAAAAUUCAGAUUGCCUUCUCCCAGCACAGCAAUUUUAUGGACCUGGUACAGUUCUUCGUGACCUUCUUCAGUUGUUUCCUCUCUUUGCUCCUGGUGGCUGCUGUGGUUUGGAAGAUCAAACAAAGUUGUUGGGCUUCCAGACGUAGAGAGCAACUUCUUCGAGAGAUGCAGCAGAUGGCCAGUCGUCCCUUUGCCUCUGUAAAUGUUGCCUUGGAAACAGAUGAAGAGCCUCCUGAUCUUAUUGGGGGGAGUAUAAAGACUGUUCCCAAGCCCAUUGCCCUGGAGCCGUGUUUUGGCAACAAAGCUGCUGUCCUCUCUGUGUUUGUGAGGCUCCCUCGAGGCCUCGGUGGAAUCCCUCCUCCUGGGCAAUCGGGUGAGUCUCGCAGUGGCCAGCGCCCUGGUGGACAUUUCUCAGCAGAUGCCAAUAGUAUACAAAGAGAAGUCAGGAGCAGUGAGAAACCGGAAACAGCAGCCCCCUGCACAGCCUGGGACCUGCAUUUGAUGCUGGGGCCAGGACUCCCUGUGAGCAAGGAGUGGCGUGCCAGAGCCGUCUGCAGAGAGGGAGCAGGCAAGGAGACACUGUGCAGGGCAGAAGACUGGAAACUCUCGAAACAUCCACCUCAUCUGCAUGUUCACAAGCUUUCUUUGACGGUUUCUCCCAUCUGUGCUCCAGCAUCUAACCUUUUACUUUCAUAUAGGAAAUAAUUGAUUUAGUUACAGGUCCAGGGGUGAUCCAGUUGUUGCUGGAGGAGGCCGGUGUAGAGCGAGUGAGAGAGCUAGGAAUGACACUCAGGUUCACGUGUGGAAAACUGUUCUUGGGACUGUUUCAACAGUGCAAAAAACAAAGAUGUAGUGUUUACAAGUAGACAUUUGUCAUCAGUCAUUCUUGAACAUGGUCUUUUAAAAACUAGUCAGAUGAAUUAACUUGUUUUCAUCUGAAGCCUGCUAUCUUUUUUAAAAGAUGUGCUAUUUAUUCUUGCACGAUUUAGGCAAAUAUCUCUCUUUCAGGGAGUAACUUUUUUUCUAGUUGAGAAUUAAUAAUGGUCCAUCUCUUUUGAAUCAUAAGAUAGAAGAGGCUGUUUUAAAUGUCAAGGUCAGCAGUGUUACUUGGAAUGUCAACUGAUAUAAUGGGUAGUUUUCUGUAGCAACUUGAUUAAUUUAGUCUGAAUCCAUUUGAAGUUCUCUCUCUCCUCUCUUUCUCUUUCCCUCCCUCUCUCUCCUUCUCUUCCUCUUUACCUCUCUGUCUCUCUGUUUCUGUCUUUGUCUCUCUCUCUCUCUUUCUCACACACACACACUCAUACACUCACACACACACACACUAAGUGCCUAGACUUUAAAUAGAUCUAGCAAUUGGAAAGUUAGUAAGCAUAAGUUUUUACAUAAUUGCAUUCCUACAUUCUUAUAAAACUUAAAUAGCUAUCAUUGGCAAUCUGCUCUUUUUCUAAAACCUAAUUUGCCGCCAGGAAACAAUUUUCUCACCCCGAGAAACAUUUAACGUAGCAGCAGGGAUUGAGAGGAAAACAGAAAUGACCUAACUGUCAAAGCUCCUGUUUUUGUUAUCAAAAAGGACACUAAAUAAGGCAUGUUCCCACGUGCCUCCUUGCCCCAGGUCACUCUAGGCCUGAUGUUUGCUUCAGCCUUCUGGGUGCUCCUGCCAAGGCACCACAGAGGGAGGGGCUCACUCAUGUUACAUGUCUCCCUUAAGCCGAAAAGAGCAUGACAGCACUUGGGACCCCUUAAUCAAAGGGCAACUCUUUGUUCCUGUAGUCUGCUUGAGCUGGUGGGUCAUUCUUCAUUCUCAGGCUCAGGUGGAGUGCCAGGAGAGGGUCGGUCUCCUGUUGUCGGGCAGAACCUGUCCAAAGCCUGGAGGAGGACCUGAAGCUGUUUGCCCUCUUUCCCCCCCUCCCCAGGAGGAGCUCAGGCCUCCCAUGCUCCCUCCCAGACCCAACGGGUAGCUAUGGAGAGGGCAGUGAACGCUGAUAAGGAUGAAAAGCACAUGGGAAAAAUGGACAAGGGGAGAAAGUUAUGCCAAAUGAAAAGUGACCAAAUUGAAGUAGUGACCAAAUUGAAGUGGAGUAGGCCAGUCCCUGCUCUUCUCCCCAGGGCACUGCCUGGAUGGUGUGUUGUCCCCGUCCAUGGUGCUCUGUAUUCUGGCAUUAUGCAGCAGCCUCCCAAGAUCUCUCUUCUGCUUCAAAACCCAGUGUUCUAUGGCAUUACCCUGAGGGCGUAGACCUUUAGACAACAAUGCUCAAGUUUGUGAAUUUGGAGAAAUUAAUACUCAAAAGAGCAAAAACUGCGGCAUUUCACCUUUAUAUGCAGUGCCUAGAGAGGGAGUAUGACCUCUUCCCCAACACUAACCCCACUCCCAUGAAGAAUUGCCUGGAAAGAUGUUUUCAAGGAUGUUGAACCAUAAAACACUGAUGCACAAAACACCUCUACUUUGAGACUUGCCUCUCAAAAUGCUGCUUUUUCACAUUAUUGUUAAAGAGCAGAUGGUUCUGGAAAAGACCCCUCCUCUUACGAGCUCCCCACGUCCCUGCCCCAGAUCACAGUACCCGCAGAGAGCCUGCCGGGGACUGGCCCUUCACCCCUGUGAUUACCAGAAGGCCACUGGAGAGGACCCUCCCACAAGGGAAGUCCUUGUUUGUUCAAAGGACUGGUGUUUCCUUGGCAAAGAAGCCGCCUCCCCAUGGUAGUCCCAUGCCUUGAAAUAAUAAGCACCGUGCCCCAUAGCCACCUGGUUAUUUUCUUUUUUCUAAAAGAUAAUGUUUAUUUUUUAAAAGGAAGGAAGGAGCAAGUGAAGUUUAAUUCUGCUCCAACAGUGGAGAAACAACUGAAUCCACCUGCUUCUCCUUUGCAGCCAGUAGCAAACAGCUUCUUCCAGGCUUGGGCCAGAGGAAGGGGGUGGCAGGAGAAGGAGGCACUCAGCUUAGACUCAGUUAUCAAGAGGAAGUCAUCUGGAACUUCAGAGCCUGUAUAUAAAUUAAAAUAGUUAUGAAAACAUCGAUAUUGCACUUGUACAUAACUAUACAGUAGUGUCUGAAUGUUCAGACAUUUGGAGUGUACAUAAAACAGAAAAAUAUCUUAAUGUAUUUUUAUUAAACAUAAUUAUGUCUGAGUUUGACCUAAUAUGUUUUUGUGCCAUAUAUUGGAUAUCCAGGUUCAGAGAAGUCCUCUCGUUAUGCCCUGAUACAAUGAUAACAAAGGCAUCCCCAUUGCGCCCACGUGUUCAAAUGCGUCUGGGACUGAUUGGAUAGCUUCUAAAGUAGGAAUUGUCUGUCAGUGCACAUAUGAAAAUGCAGGCAGUGUGUGAAGAGACUCGAAGGCAGCAGGAAUGUCUCUGUCCCUGUCAUUGGCUCUGCGAGUGCGUUGUAACUCUCCUGUCAGCUUCUCGGAGCUGUGGGUGCCCAGGGAAGACCAAUCUUGUCCUGAGAAACGCUCCUCUUAGUCUUUAGACUCCAAGACUGUACCUGUAGAUCUAGUCAGAUUUUCCAAAAAGGGCUUUUCCAGGCUGCAUUUUGUUGUGGUUUUGUCUAAAUUUUUAAUGACCAUUUCCCAGGACCAUAGUUUACUAUACUGAAAACUGGGAGUGGGAGUGGGCGUGGCUGCUUUGUUGAUAAAUAGCUCCUCAUGGAGAACCUCACCCUGGCCUCCUGUCCACCUCCUGCCCCCUUCCCACACUGUUUGGGGAGAGGUCUGUGCUUCCCUGUGAGGAUCACCUCUAAGUGUGGUAGGAGGUGUGCAGAGAAGGCAACCACAUACUCCCUGAGCUAACCUGGAAGAAAAGCAGCCCUGGACAGAGACUGUCAGCAAAAGGCCUGAGGUGCACGAUUGGAGAUGCACCGGGAAAUCUGGGGCAAAUGGGAAGACCAGGGCACUAUCUGUAGAAAAAUACAUUUUAUCUUUCAGUGCAAAUCUUGCUCCUUCAAUUUAAUAGAGUAUAUUUAGAGAUGGGAUGGGAGUGAUUCACUUUCUUGGGUGGUGGUAUCCUUUUCAUUAACACCUUUGAUCCUUACAUUUCGUUCAUUCAUCCAUUCAUUCAACAAAUAUUCACUAAGUACUUACUAACAACCUAAGCUAACACUAGAGCAGUGACUGAGAUGGAAAAGCUGCUCUUCAGAAUUACAACAGAAUCCAGCUCCUCAAACCUGUCAACCCAGGAGACCUUUCCUUGUGGUUUCUGUGAGAAUUGGCCACCUGAGGAUAGACCCAGGAAGGCAGAGGGUCUGGCCUCAGGCCAUGCACCGGCUCUCAACCUGAAAUGUUUACCCAAUUUACCAAAUGGCUCAAACCAUAAAAAUCACUGUGAUGGUUUGUAGAUAGCCAAGCCCACCAAGAGACAUUUCCCCUGAGUUGUCCAAAUUCAUAAACACCCUCGCCUGCAGGGAGACGAUUUGGGAGUGCAGAGGAAAACUGGCACCUUCUCUUUUAAAGGCAAUAAUGGAAUCGACUUUCAAUAACUGAAUUUGUGCACAAAACAUUCUAAACACUAGUGAAGCCUGUUUUGUUGAACUAAUUUUGGCUCUGGAAAUGUUUUAUAGUUAUUUACGGUUUUGUUUUGGGGUUUUUUGGUUUGGAUUCAAGUUUAGUUUGUUAAUAUGUAUAAUUUAGCAUCUGUUGCACUCAUGUAAAUAUGGAGUAAGUACUGUAAACUAUUUCAUUGCUGGGGAUUGUGGAUGUUAUACAUACAUUAAGGACUGCAAUUUUUUGGUAUUUUUUGUAUUGUAAAAUAACAGCUAAUUUAAGCCGGAACAAGAGAAUUAAGGGAGGUCUGUGCAUUUUAAACACAAAUGUGAAGAACUUGUAUAUAAACAAAAGUAAAUACUAUAAUACAAACUUCCUUCUGAAAUAAAAGUAGAUCUGAUAAAAAUG